This is a messenger RNA of Rotaria sordida, 1455 nucleotides long. The record is from the annotation of a GenBank genome assembly. NCBI's taxonomy places the organism in Eukaryota, Metazoa, Rotifera, Eurotatoria, Philodinida, Philodinidae.
AUGACUUCAUAUUUACGAAAAUAUGUAACUGCACUUGCAUCAGCAAAAGAUUAUGUAGCUCAAUGGUCAUCUGAUCAUGUUUAUGCUGAUGAAGAACUUAUUGUACCAUUUCCAACAUUAGCUAGAUUUGAUCCAAAUAAAAAUAUUUGGUCAGUACAUAUUAAAGCUUGGAUAUAUUUACCAAUACAAACGAAACCGUUAACAAGUUAUCUUCCAUCAUUACCAAGUUUUUUAACUGGUAAUAAAAGUGUUGAGCCAAAAAAUGAAGAAAAAGAAACAAAUGAAGAGAAACAAACGAAUGAAGAGAAAAUAGAAGAAUCUAUUAAUAUUAAUGAUGAAAAUAAAACAGACAGAACAGUUUUUAAUGAAAGUGAUGAAAAUAAAGUAACUAAAGCAUCCGAAUCAGAAACUAAUGUUAAAGUUGAUAAAGAUAAAAAAGAUGCAGCUGCUAGUGCUAGUAAAGAAAAUGAUCAAACAAAGAAACAAGAUGGAUCCGGUGAUGAAGGAAUCAAUUCAGAUGAUGAUGAUUUGUAUGAAGACGCUUUGAAAGAAGAAUUUGGUAAACCAAAUGAAAAUCCUGGUCGAUUAGGUUUAUUUUUUGUUGGAAGUUCUGUUAAAGUUACAACGAAAUCAAUUAUAAGUGGUGUUGAACAUUUACUUCAACCAUCAGAUGAAAGUGGUUUUAUUGAAGAAUGUCUUGAACUUACAGAUAAAGAAAUUCAAUCACUUUGUACAACAACUCAUUCCGAUUGUCAAGAUAGAAAAUUUGAAUAUCAAAUACAAAUUGAUGAAACAAAAAAGACAGAUAAAAAAAAAGAAAAAGAUGAUAAUUAUAAAACAUUUCAAUGUACAAUUUAUGCUCUUGCACCUCAUGGUACUAGUAUUAUAUCAGAUAUUGAUGAUACAAUUAAAGUUUCUAAUGUACUUAGUAAAAGAUUAUUAUUAAAACAUACUUUCUAUAGUUAUUUUAAACCGAUUGAGGGUAUAAGUGAUGUUUAUCAAAAAUGGCAUGAACAAAAAUGUCAAUUUCAUUAUGUUAGUGCCAGUCCAUGGCAAUUGUAUCCUGCUCUUAGUUGUUUUUUGGCAAAACAUAACUUUCCAAUGGGAACUAUGAAUCUAAGAAAAUUUGCAUGGAAUAUGAAAUUUUUUAAGCCAGCUGAUACAUAUAAAAUUGAAACGAUUACAGAAAUAAUUGAUUCAUAUCCAUUAAGAAAAUAUAUUUGUGUUGGUGAUUCAGGUGAACUUGAUCCUGAAAUUUAUUCAAAAUUAUACAUAAAAUAUCCUGAAUCAAUUGUUCAUAUAUUUAUUCGUGAUAUUUGUCGAAUGCCUGUAUGUGCACCAUCAUGUGAAGAAAGAUAUAAAAAAGCAUUUGAAAAUAUACCAAAAGAACGUUGGACAAUAUUUAAAGAUUCAAAAGAAAUCGAAACGGAUGUUAACAAAUUACUUUCUGCGUAG